Messenger RNA from Racocetra persica, 445 nucleotides. The record is from the annotation of a GenBank genome assembly. NCBI's taxonomy places the organism in Eukaryota, Fungi, Glomeromycota, Glomeromycetes, Diversisporales, Gigasporaceae.
UACUAUGCAAAUACAAGUGCACAGUUGAGCAGUGCUUCUAUGGAUUAUUUUUCUAAAAUUGAUUGUAUUCUCAAGAAAUACUUUACGAUAGAAAUGCUUUUAAGACAAAGGCAUGAAAUUAUACAAUCACUUUACUAUUACGUUAUAACAGAAAAUAGAGAAAUGCCUAAUGACAAGCAUGCUGAGGAAAGCUAUGACACACAGCAAAUUCAUCUGGAUUCUCUUUUGAAAGACCUUCUUCCAAAUAACAUUAUUAAAAUAUACAAAAUUCAACGACAUCAUUGCGUUCAUAUUAACUAUGUUAUUAUUUUGGCAGAUCGUUCAUAUUUAUGUACAUACAUGCUACUUGUUAAUUCUGGCUUAUAUAAUAAUGAAAAAAUGCAAGACUUAUAUUUAGAUGAGCAGCCUUACAUGACAAACGUUGGCCCGGUACCUUUGUAUGAAG